Molecule: messenger RNA, 1612 nt
Organism: Musa acuminata AAA Group (dessert banana)
Lineage: Eukaryota; Viridiplantae; Streptophyta; Magnoliopsida; Zingiberales; Musaceae
Product: phenolic glucoside malonyltransferase 1-like
Exons: 1
Coding region: 111-1475 (454 amino acids)
Source: RefSeq, a predicted model, not a curated record
CUUGUAUAUAUUUUUCUUUUGGUUUAGAUGUUAUUUUCCUCCAUUUAAAGUGUGUGUCCGAGAGGCAAGCAAGAAGCAACAUCGACCACACCCAGAGGCUGCCUGCCACCAUGAUGUCAUCGCCACCGGAGCUCAAUGUCCUCGAGAUAUGUCGAGUGUCUCCACCGCCCGGAGCAGUGGCGGAGUCCACUUUGCCGCUCACCUUCUUUGACAUAGGGUGGUUGUACGCUGGAUCGGUGGAACGAGUCUUCUUCUAUGCCUUCCCCGUCUCCACCUCGCAAUUCAUAGACUCCGUCGUCCCCAGCCUCAAGUCCUCCCUCUCACUCGCUCUCCAGCACUUCUACCCUCUCGCCGGCAAGAUCCGCCGCUCGCCCGGCAGCGUCGACAAGUACGAAAUACACUACGCCGACGGCGACUCGGUCACGUUCACUCUAGCGGAGCACGAUGAUGACUUCGACGACAUCUCCGGUAGCCAUCCACGUGAACUGAUCAGGCUACUUCCCUUGGUUCCGCAGCUGCCGCAGCCCGACGACGAUAACCACGGUAUGCGACUGCUGGCGUUGCAGGUGACCGUGUUCCCGGGCCGAGGCAUCGCCGUCGGUGUAACAGUACACCACGCCGCCUGCGACGGCUCGAGCUCCGUGCGCUUCCUGUCGUCCUGGGCCUCUGCAUGUGCCCGACCCGGACGGCUAGGGCCGGCGCCGCCCGUCCUCGACCGGAGCUUGAUUUCAGAUCCGAAGGGCCUGUAUCCCAUCUUCUUCAAGAGCCUGGCCACCGACCGCCCGGUUACGGAGCCGCUGAUGAACCAGGCGGUCCCACCAGGCGCCGUCAUCAGCUCCUUCACUCUUAAGGGGGAUCACAUCGGGAGGUUGAAGGAGCUCGCUUCCUCCACGGCCAAAGCCAAAGCCGAGGAGGGCGGCGCUUCCCUCCGCUGCUCCACCACCGUGGUGACCUAUGCUUACGCGUGGGUUUGCCUGGUCAAAACACGGGCAUUCGCCGACGGCAGGAUCGCCCACUUCGCAUUUGCCGCUGACUGCAAGGCAAGGCUGCGACCGCCGGUGCCCGCAACGUACUUCGGGAACUGCCUCGUGGCCUGCUUCGUCGAGAUGAAGGCAGGCGAGCUUACGGGAGAAGACGGGGUUGCAGCGGCAGCCAUAGCCAUCAGCAAAGUCGUACAAGGAUUCAUAGAUGGACCAUUGGAAGGAGCGGAGGAGUUGCCGGAGAAGUACAAAUCAGUCGCAUCUGAGCAAGCACUUAGUGUUGCGGGGUCACCCAAGCUCAGAGUCUACGAGGUGGACUUCGGUUGGGGAAAGCCGAAGAAGGUGGAGGUCAUCUCCAUCGUGAGGACAGGAGCUAUGUCAGUGGCGGAGAGCAGAGAAGAAGAGGGAGGGGUGGAGAUUGGUUUCGUGCUACCAGAGCUCGAAAUGGAUAAGCUGAAGGCUCAUUUCUCUAGUGGCCUCAAACUGUUGGAAUGAGCAACCCAUUUCUAUCUGAGAAUAAUGGAUCAAGUGUUGUAGAAUCCUCACACCAAGUACUACUUGUGAUCUUUGUUUAAGCUUAGUGCAAAUUGGAUGAUCUAAUACAUAGCUGCUAUUGCUCGUCUUAAAUACAA